Molecule: messenger RNA, 1552 nt
Organism: Aspergillus calidoustus
Lineage: Eukaryota; Fungi; Ascomycota; Eurotiomycetes; Eurotiales; Aspergillaceae
Source: the annotation of a GenBank genome assembly
AUCUGAUACGUAACGAGAAAUUGAAGGACCGACCAUGUUGACAAUAUUCCUGUCUAGCGAGAUAAUCACAUUCAUUGAGGCAUAACAACGGCUACGCGGUCUAUGAAAAGCCUCCAAACAAUGGAACCAAAUUAAGGUUACUGGAUGCCAACCGCCGGCAGCAGCAUCCUGAUUCCUCAGUUCCUUGGACUGCCCGUCAGCAGGCUCGGGAUGAGGGUCAAACGGCCAAAGAGCAGCAAACCCACAACAAAAACAACGCCAACAGCAAACUGCUGUUUGUUUUGUUUGCAGGUGUGGCUGACUUAAACAGUCACGUGAGAUGGAUUAUCAAGCAUCACGUGCAUGUAUUCAGCUUGAAGAACGCCACUCGCGAUUCUUGAUUUACAACUUUCUCAACAACCCUACCAGGACAAUUCAUUGACGAUGGCGGAUGCAGCACCCCCAGUCGCUUUCAAGAAGCGCGGCGUAAAGAAAGCCAAUUUCCGCAAAAAGCCCGACUCACCACCACCAGAUGCGGAUUCAGAUUCAAGCUUCACUUCCUCUGACGACGAAGAGGGCCGCCGGAUCAAACGACGGCGCAAGAAUGCAGUCGUGUCAGCCUCCUCUGCAUCCAAUACGCGACGGCAAGAUACCAGUGAUGAGCAAAUCAAACCCACCGACGCCCUUCCCUUGACCUCUUCCAACGAUGCGACAAAACACUCCAACUGGUACGAUGAUGAGUUGAACGAGAAAAACCUCCUGGGCACCACGCGGGCCCGUCCAGAUACUUCAGCACCCUCUGCGCCUGACGGCACAUACAAGGGUGCUUCCAACUACCAAUCAUUUAUUCAAAAGAAUCCUAACGCUCCCACAAAACAGUUUGGGCCGAUCAAAGCGCCGACCAAUGUCCGGACAGUCACAUUUACGGAUUAUGCGCCGGACGUUUGCAAGGACUACAAAUUGACGGGCUUCUGUGGAUAUGGUGACUCCUGCAAGUUCACUCAUAUGAGAGAGGAUUACAAGUCAGGCUGGGAAUUAGACCGGGAUUGGGACGUCAGCACAAAGGGCAAGAAUUUGACUGGAAAGGUUGUAUCACAGCGAGGAGGCAAAGCCGGCGAGGAAGACGACGAUGACGAGGAAGAACUCGAGAAUAUUCCCUUUGCCUGCCUUAUCUGCAAAAAACCAUACCAGAACCCUAUCGUCACGAAAUGCGGGCAUUACUUCUGCGAGUCUUGCGCUUUGCAACGCUAUCGAAAGAGUCCAUCUUGCGCCGUCUGCGGGGCAGGUACUGGCGGUGUUUUCAACGUUGCCAAGAAGCUGAAUGGUCUGCUCGAGAAAAAGAGAGAGCGUGCCCGAAAGCGGCGGGAGCAGGCAAUCGAGAAUGGGGAAGAACCAAGCAGUGAUGAAGAGGAAGAGGAGGAAAGCUCUUAAUUCAGUCAAUUAGUCGCUGUGUGGAUGUACUAUAAACUACAAUAUAUAAUGCACGAAAAGGCCACAGCUGGUCUGUGGCCACUGAGUCCUAGAGUCUGCGCAAUCAGUAUCCUCUGUGUAGCUCCAUUUUCAUGAAACCGCG